GUGGGGGAAAGAGGGAGAGAGAGGAGAGUGUGUGAGAGGGAGGCGGGAGGACAAUACAGAGAUCAUAGAUGCUCUCUAUUCUACCCCCUCUCUCCAUCUCUCCCCACCCCCUCUCUUUUCUCUCCACCCCUCUCUCCCACUCCCUCCGUCAUUCCAUCAGGUCCUCACAAACACAGAAGUUCAGGGGGAAGACAGCUCCCGUACCAGAGAAGGAAAGAUACCAAAGAAACGGAGAAAGAGAGAAAGAGUGAGGGGAAUAAAAAAAGAAGUGGUAUUAACAGUGGAGGACAAGUUUUGGAGGAGAGGAGAGCGAAGGGAGAGAGUGGUGGUUUUGGUGGGGGGUGGGUGGGUAGCGUUCAAGGCUGCUCCGUCUGUCUCCUCCAUCCCUCCAUCUCCGUCGCCGUGGGUUCACAGCUCUCCUUCUCCCUCCCCCCCUCCCUUGCUCCCUACCUCCCCCGCUCGCUGCUGCCGGGAGCCUCCGAGCUGCUGCGGCGGAGGUCGUCUCGGAUGGAGUCGCCGAGAGACGUAGGAGGAGAGACGAUGGAGCGUGGGGAGCGGCCGGAGCGGGCCGAGCCACUGACCGAUGCCGAGCGGGAGAUCAUCCAGAACACCUGGGUACACGUCUACGAGAACUGCGAGGACGUGGGCGUGUCGGUCCUCAUAAGGUUCUUUGUGAACUUCCCAUCGGCCAAGCAGUACUUCAGCCAGUUUCAGGACAUGGAUGACCCAGAGGAGAUGGAGCGCAGUGUCCAGCUGAGGCACCACGCCCGCCGGGUGAUGAGCGCCAUCAACACGGUGGUGGAGAACCUCCACGACCCAGAGAAAGUGUCCUCUGUUCUGGCUCUGGUGGGCAAGGCGCAUGCUGUCAAACACAAGGUGGAGCCUAUGUACUUUAAGAUCCUGUGUGGUGUAAUGCUGGAGGUGCUCUCGGAGGACUUCCCAGAAUUCUUCACAGCAGAAGUGCAAAUGGUGUGGACCAAACUGCUGGGGGCGGUGUACUGGCAUGUGACGGGCGCCUACACAGAGGUUGGCUGGGUGCAGCUCUCCAGCUCGGCAGUGUGAGGGGCGAUAGCAGGGGAGUGCAGGGCUGUAACGGUCUGUACGGAUCCUGAAGGGGAAGUUUGGUCUCUGUAAUGACCCUGUCCAAGAAAAAUGAAGGGAACAGGGAUGGAGGAAGGUGAUUUUUAGGGCUGAGACUGUUCAAAGAAUAUCUUGUUGUGUUCAACUUUUGGGGGAGUCAUUCCCCUCUCCCUAUUGACUCAUUGUGUGUACUUUACUGUAUAGCCCCUGAGGUGUUGUCUGUAUAGCCCCCGAGGUGUUGUCUGUAUAGCCCCCGAGGUGUUGUCUGUAUAGCCCCCGAGGUGUUGUCUGUAUAGCCCCGAGGUGUUGUCUGUAUAGCCCCCGAGGUGUUGUCUGUAUAGCCCCCGAGGUGUUGUCUGUAUAGCCCCCGAGGUGUUGUCUGUAUAGCCCCCGAGGUGUUGUCUGUAUAGCCCCCGAGGUGUUGUCUGUAUAGCCCCGAAG
Messenger RNA from Salmo salar (Atlantic salmon), 1521 nucleotides. RefSeq lists its product as uncharacterized. Gene Ontology annotation, biological process: oxygen transport. Gene Ontology annotation, molecular function: iron ion binding; heme binding; oxygen binding. The record is from RefSeq and is a predicted model, not a curated record. NCBI's taxonomy places the organism in Eukaryota, Metazoa, Chordata, Actinopteri, Salmoniformes, Salmonidae.